Molecule: messenger RNA, 6226 nt
Organism: Ictidomys tridecemlineatus (thirteen-lined ground squirrel)
Lineage: Eukaryota; Metazoa; Chordata; Mammalia; Rodentia; Sciuridae
Source: RefSeq, a predicted model, not a curated record
CCCCCUUCCUGCGAGCGCUGCCUGGCCCGGCGCUGGAGCGCAGGGCGCGGCCAGGGCGGGGUCUCGGGCCGACUCCUGCAGAUCCCGACUGCAGCCGACCUCCGCGGGUGACGCGCUGAGCCUGAGGAGUCGCCGCACCCCGCAGACGCCCUGUCCCAUUCCCCGCCUGGCGCACGGGCCGCGCUGGGAUGGAGAGCCUCUGGGGCCUGGGCCAGCCGCGGGCCGGCCUCUGCCUGCUUCUGGCCGCGCUGCUGCUUCUGCCCAGGACGCAGGCCGCCGAUCCUGUGGAUGUGCUGAAGGCCCUGGGCGUGCGUGGGGGCCAGGCUGGGGUCCCCAAGGGACCUGGCUUCUGUCCCCAGAGGGCUCCAGAGGGUGACCGAGCAUUCAGAGUGGGCAGGGCCAGCAGGCUCAGCAUCCCCACACGGGAGCUGUUCCCAGAUGGACACUUUCCCGCGAACUUCUCCAUGUUGAUGACUCUGAGGGCCCAGCAGGCCAAUCAGUCUGUCCUUCUAUCUAUUUAUGACGAGAGGGGUGCCCGGCAGCUGGGUCUGGCACUGGGGCCAGGUCUGGUCCUCCUAGGUGACUCCUUCGACCCCCUGCCCCAGCAGGUCAACCUCAUGGAUGGCCAAUGGCACCGUGUGGCGGUCAGCAUAGAUGGAGACACAGCGACCCUGGUAGCGGACUGUGAAUCUCAGCCCCCUGUGUCGGGCCAGAAGCCUCGAUUCCUCAGCACAGCUGGACUCACUGUUCUGGGGACUCAGGACAUCAGGGAGGAGACUUUUGAGGGAGACAUCCAGGAGCUGCUGAUAAGCCCAGACCCUCAAGCUGCCUUCCGGGCCUGUGAGCAGUACCUGCCUGGCUGUGACAACCUGGACCCCGUGACCACAGGGGCCCCGCAGGGCGAGCCAGAGACCACCCCUCCUCGGCGCAAGGGCAAGGGGAAAGGGAAGAAGAAAGGGCGAGGCCGCAAGGGGAAGGGCAGGAAGAAGAAGGACAAGGAAGCCCCGACCCUGGGAGCACCUGCUGGCUCCCGGGAGAACCAGACCUCUAUGGAUGUCCCCAAGAUUGAGACGCCGGUUCCAACUCUGCCUCCCACUCCCACGCCUUUGGUCUUCACCACCACUGUGACUGUGGGCGGCAACGUCACCCUCCUGGAGCGGGGACUGGAUGCUGAAGGUGGAACCCAGCUAGAGACUCCAGAGCUUGGAGUAGAGACGGAGGAAGAAGAAGGAAGCGGCCCCACCAUGGGUCCCCAGUUCCGGGCAGCAGAACAGCCUUCACAGGCUGAGUUCCAGAUCUUUCCUGGUGUGGGAGAGAAGGGUGCAAAAGGAGAACCUGCAGUGAUAGAGCAGGGGCAAAAAUUUGAGGGACCUCCAGGAGCCCCAGGACCUCGAGGGGUGGUGGGCCCAUCAGGCCCUCCUGGCCCCCCAGGAUUCCCUGGGGACCGUGGCCUACCGGGCCCUGCUGGCCUCCCGGGAAUUCCUGGCAUUGAUGGGAUCCGGGGCCCACCGGGCACUGUCAUCAUGAUGCCGUUCCAGUUUGCGAGCAGCUCCCUCAAAGGACCCCCAGUGUCCUUCCAGCAGGCCCAGGCUCAGGCGGUACUGCAACAGACUCAGCUGUCCAUGAAAGGUCCCCCCGGCCCAGUGGGGCUCACUGGACGCCCAGGCCCUGUGGGUCUCCCUGGAUACCCAGGUCUGAAGGGAGAAGCAGGAGAAGUGGGGCCACAGGGUCCCCGAGGACUGCAGGGGCCCCCUGGGCCACCUGGUCGAGAGGGCAAGAUGGGCCGCCCUGGAGCAGACGGGGCCCGCGGUCUCCCGGGGGACACAGGACCUAAGGGCGAUCGGGGCUUCGAUGGCCUGCCAGGGCUGCCUGGUGAGAAGGGCCAAAGGGGUGACUUUGGCCGUGUGGGACACCCUGGCCCCCCAGGGGAGGAUGGUGAGAAGGGAGCAGAGGGACCCCCAGGGCCCACUGGCCAGGCUGGAGAGCCAGGACCCCGUGGACUGAUUGGCCCCAGGGGCUCCCCCGGCCCCCUGGGACGCCCGGGUGUCACCGGAAGUGAUGGCGCUCCGGGUGCCAAAGGCAAUGUGGGUCCUCCAGGAGAACCAGGUCCUCCAGGACAGCAGGGGAACCAUGGGUCCCAGGGAAUUCCCGGCCCCCAGGGGCCCAUCGGCACUCCUGGGGAGAAGGGCCCCCCUGGAAAUCCAGGAAUUCCAGGCCUCCCAGGAGCUGAUGGCCCUCCGGGUCACCCAGGCCAUGAGGGUCCCACAGGAGAGAAAGGGGCACAGGGUCCCCCAGGAUCGACAGGCCCCCCAGGCUAUCCAGGAGGCCGCGGCGUGAAGGGUACCUCUGGGAACCGGGGCCUCCAAGGAGAGAAGGGCGAGAGGGGAGAGGACGGUUUCCCUGGAUUUAAGGGUGAUGUGGGGCCCAAAGGCGAUCGGGGGCACCCAGGACCACCAGGUCCCCGGGGAGAGGAUGGUCCCGAGGGGCCAAAGGGGCCAGAGGGUCUGGAGGGAGAGGAGGGCCCCCCAGGGGCAGCAGGGGAGAAGGGCAAGCUUGGGGUGCCAGGUCUCCCAGGUUACCCAGGACGCCCAGGACCUAAGGGAUCUAUUGGAUUUCCGGGGCCCCUGGGACCAUUAGGAGAGAAAGGGAAGCGGGGGAAGGCCGGGCAGCCAGGAGAGGAAGGAGAGCGGGGACCCCCAGGCUCCCGCGGGGAGAGGGGGCAACCAGGCGCCACGGGGCAGCCAGGCCCCAAGGGUGAUGUGGGCCAGGACGGGUCCCCUGGGAUCCCCGGAGAGAAGGGCCUCCCUGGUCUACAGGGCCCCCCAGGAUUCCCUGGGACAAAGGGCCCGCCUGGCCCCCAGGGGAAAGACGGGAUACCAGGGCACCCUGGACCCAGGGGAGAACUGGGCUUCCAAGGUCUGACGGGCCCACCGGGACCCGCCGGGGUCCUGGGUCCUCAGGGAAAGACAGGAGACGUGGGGCCUCUGGGCGAGCGGGGGCCCCCGGGCCCCCCUGGACCUCCCGGCGAACACGGCCUCCCGGGCUUGGAAGGCAGAGAGGGGGCCAAGGGAGAGGUCGGGCCCCUGGGACCUCUUGGGAAGGAGGGGCCACCCGGGCCCAGAGGCUUCCCUGGCCCCCAAGGCGCCCCUGGGGACCCCGGACCCAUGGGUCUGAAGGGUGACAAGGGCCCUCCUGGCCCUGUUGGGGCCAAUGGCUCUCCCGGUGAGCGCGGUCCUGUGGGCCCGUCAGGUGGUAUUGGGCUUCCUGGUCAAAGUGGAGGGCCAGGCCCGGUUGGUCCUGCAGGAGAGAAGGGGUCCCCGGGAGAACGAGGCGCCCCCGGCCCCACCGGCAAAGAUGGGAUCCCAGGGCCCCUGGGGCUUCAGGGACCCCCCGGAGCUGCUGGGCCUGCUGGAGAGGAGGGGGACAAGGGAGAAGUGGGUCCCCCUGGUCACAAGGGGAGCAGAGGCGACAAGGGAGAUGCGGGCCCACUGGGACCAACAGGGAUACGGGGUCCUGCAGGACUCCCCGGCCCCCCGGGAGCCGACGGAGCGCAGGGACGCCGUGGACCCCCAGGCCUCUUUGGGCAGAAGGGAGAUGAUGGAGUCCGAGGGUUUGUGGGGCUGAUUGGCCCCCCCGGCCUGCAGGGGCUCCCAGGCCCUCCUGGAGAGAAGGGGGAGGUUGGAGACGUCGGGUCCAUGGGUCCCCAUGGAGCUCCAGGUCCCAGGGGUCCCCAGGGUCCCAGUGGCUCCGAGGGCCCUCCGGGGCCACCUGGAGGAGUUGGUCAGCCAGGCGCUGUGGGCGACAAGGGUGAGCCAGGAGAUGCUGGAGACCCAGGACCCCCGGGAACUCCAGGCAUCCCCGGGCCUAAAGGUGAAGUUGGUGAAAAGGGGGACUCAGGUCCAUCUGGGGCUGCUGGACCCCCAGGCAAGAAAGGUCCACCUGGAGAGGACGGAGCCAAAGGGAACCCGGGCCCCACGGGGCUCCCCGGAGAUCUGGGGCCCCCAGGAGACCCUGGAGUUCCGGGCGUCGACGGCACCCCAGGAGAGAAGGGAGACCCUGGUGAUGUUGGGGGGCCGGGGCCGCCGGGUGCUUCCGGGGAACCAGGUGCCCCCGGAUCCCCUGGAAAGAGGGGCCCUUCGGGUCGCAUGGGUCGAGAAGGCCAAGAGGGGGAGAAAGGCUCCAAGGGGGAGCCAGGUCCCGAUGGGCCUCCAGGGAGGACAGGCCCAGUGGGGGCUCGCGGGCCCCCUGGCCGUGCGGGCCCCGACGGUCUUCCCGGGAUCCCUGGCCCUGUGGGUGAACCAGGCCUCCUGGGACCCCCGGGUCUGAUGGGUCCUCCAGGCCCCUUGGGGCCCUCUGGCCUACCAGGGCUGAAGGGAGAUGCCGGCCUCAAGGGGGAGAAGGGCCACAUUGGACUAAUCGGCCUCAUCGGUCCCCCUGGGGAGGCCGGUGAGAAAGGGGAUCAGGGGUUGCCAGGCGUGCAGGGGCCCCCUGGCCCCCAGGGAGACCCUGGGUCCCCUGGUCCUGUUGGCUCUCUGGGCCACCCUGGACCCCCAGGCGUGGCGGGCCCUCUGGGACCGAAGGGCUCCAAGGGGUCCCCGGGAUCGCUUGGUCCCCGUGGAGAUAGGGGACCUCCAGGUCCCCCAGGCCCCCCGGUGAGUUCCCCAGGGAGCAAGGGCUGUGCCUCAGACCUAUGGGGAGGGCAGGGACUGUGUCGUGGUCCCCAGAGCUCAGUUAGGGACCCAGGAGCCGAGGUACUCAUCCCCCAGUUCCCAUCUUUCCUUGUUGGGGACUGUGCAGGGGCAGAAGCCCCUUCGCCCCUCUCGUUGAUCGGUUGGGCCCACUCCGUGGCCAGAGCACGGCCGGAGGUACCCUCAGUUCACAGCCUUCGGUGUGAGGAGGUAGAUGCCCGGGGUAAAUGCGUGGCCACCACAGGCGGCUGCUACAGUGACCCUCCCACCGUCUCCCAGGUGAAGCUGGCCUCCUGGUCCAAGGAGAAGCCUGGAAACUGGUACAGCACAUUCCGCCGGGGAAAGAAGUUCUCCUACGUGGACGCUGAUGGGUCCCCGGUGAACGUGGUGCAGUUGACCUUCCUGAAGCUGCUGAGCGCCGUGGCCCGCCAGAGCUUCACCUACUCCUGCCAGAACUCCGUGGCCUGGCUGGAUGAAGCUGCGGGCGACCACGGCCGCUCCCUGCGCUUCCUCGGCACAAAUGGGGAAGAGCUGUCCUUCAACCAGACGACAGCAGCCAGCAUCAGAGUUCCCCACGACGGCUGCCGGCUCCGGAAGGGACAGGCCAAGACCCUCCUGGAGCUCAGCUCUUCCCGAGCCGGCUUUCUGCCCCUGUGGGACGUGUCCGCCCUCGACUUUGGCCAGACGAACCAGAAGUUUGGGUUUGAACUGGGGCCUGUCUGCUUCAGCAGCUGAGAGUCUGGGGGGUGGGAAGGACAGCGAGGGAGCCCUGGACCGGGCACACUUGGUGCUGAGGCUUUGAAGCCACCAUAUUUAUCAUCUCUUGGGACUCUGAGCCAGGAGGUGUGACUCCGCUGGUCAAGGUCCAACAAUACUCCUCCCUUCUGGGGGCUGAGGGAUGGACUCCUUGGCCCAAGGGCUCAGGCGUCCCCCCUUCCGGGUGGCGCAGGUGCAUUCUGGCCCUUCCUCUCCUCCAUCUCACUCACCCCUCAACUCCUGCCCGUGAACCCCCCCCACCGUGCAGUGAGCUUCUAACUCCGAGUCACAUGCCCCCCUCCGCCCGCCCCCGGCCCUCCGUCAGUGCCCCCAACACUCCUUGGUGCUCCCCUGCCCCAUAGUUAAGCACUGGAUGUCUCCUGAUCUCAUCUGGGACCUCUUCCCUCAUUCUCAUUCCCACGUGGGUUCACGGUGAAGGGACUGAAGUCAGACUACAGAGGGAAGUAGGACUUCCCUGGACAGAGCUGUGUAUUCCUUGCUGCCUCAGCCCAGCCCCCACCUCCCAUUCCCCCAAGCUUACCUCGCCGGGCCAGGUGGUUUGUGGACCAGGAUGGUGGGGACGAAUCAGGAUCCUAAUGGUGCUGCCCUAUUUAUACCCGGGUGUGUAUUAAAAGGGAAAAGCCCCUCUGUUGUAUAUUUAAUCUGCUUCCUCUUCAGGAAGGCUGGGAAAUGAUGAGAGAGAUUCCCGCACAACCCCACUCUUCCCUACCCCCAGGGGCAAAAUUGGCAUCUCAAGUCUGAGAAUAAACCACGGAACUGUG